UCUGUGUUCUCUUCACAGCAAUUCUCUGCCCUCACAGACGUGCUUUUCCACUUCCUAACUGAGCCAAAAGAGGUGGAAAGGUUCCUGGCUCAGCUCUCUGAAUUUGCCAGCGCCAAUCAGAUCAGUCUUGGGCCCUUGAGAAGCAUCGUGAAAAGCCUCCUUCUAGUUCCCAAUGGUGCCUUAAAGAAGAGUCUCACAGCGGAGCAGGUCCAGGCCGAUUUCAUCACUCUGGGUCUCAGUGAGGAGAAAGCCGCCUACUUUUCUGAAAAGUGGAAACAGAAUGCCCCCGCCCUUGCUCACCGGGCCAUCGGUCAGACUCUGAUGAUCAACCAGCUUAUAGAUAUGGAGUGGAAAUUUGGAGUGACAUCUGGGAGCAGCGAACUGGAGAAAGUGGGGAGUAUUUUUUUACAAUUAAAGCUGGUGAUUAAGAAAGGAAACCAAACUGAAAAUCUGUAUAUGGAAUUAACCUUGCCUCAGUUCUACAGCUUCCUGCACGAGAUGGAGCGAGUCAGAACCAGCAUGGAGUGUUUCAGCUGAUUCCUGCCCAGCAUCUCCUCCUGCCCCUUUCCUCACCCUCCUCCCUUCCCCAGGGACUGGUCUGAGCAGAGCCUCACCCACAGGCCUAUGGGGGCUCCACUUGGCCCUGCUUGGUUCGGGUGCCCAGGUGCAAAAGGUUUCAGAAAAACAACAGGAUUAAGUACUUGAAGAGCCCUACACAGUGGCCAGGUAACCUUUGUUAAGGGACCCACCUGUCUCACCAGGGUUUUAGAACUCUGACUGGCACUUGCAUCUCAGAUGGGGACAGAGGCAGAGGGUGGAAAUCCUCACCUCCCCAUCCAAGGUCAAAAUAACAUGCUGAUCCCCCCCACACAAACAAGGUUCCUUUAUGUCUGAGGAAGAGGCUGACUAUGAAAGACACUCAGGAGCUCCCAAGGUCCCCAGUACUCCCUACCAGGUGGGGCCGUGUGCUGCUAACCCCUAAUAAGGCAUUGGUGUGUAACCACAGGACUCUGGUCUUCCCUGGAAAGAACUAAGGCUAAACGCUGCCCCUGUGUCUGGUGUCACCCUGUUGUGCUAUAAUGAGGCAGGUCUUUUAGGACUGUUGUACCUUGUUUUGAUUCAACCUGACCACUAUUGGUGGUUACAUGAUGAAUAAAGAGGUUCUGAAGAAAA
Tupaia belangeri chinensis (Chinese tree shrew) is the source of this 1173-nucleotide messenger RNA. It is a transcript of the gene COMMD7, whose product is annotated as COMM domain containing 7. The record is from RefSeq and is a predicted model, not a curated record. The annotation marks the transcript as partial. NCBI's taxonomy places the organism in Eukaryota, Metazoa, Chordata, Mammalia, Scandentia, Tupaiidae. The transcript is spliced from 8 exons. Gene Ontology annotation, biological process: negative regulation of DNA-templated transcription; tumor necrosis factor-mediated signaling pathway. Gene Ontology annotation, molecular function: NF-kappaB binding.